This is a messenger RNA of Apaloderma vittatum (bar-tailed trogon), 3907 nucleotides long. It is a transcript of the gene NEK1, whose product is annotated as NIMA-related kinase 1. Gene Ontology annotation, molecular function: ATP binding; protein kinase activity. The annotation marks the transcript as partial. Gene Ontology annotation, biological process: protein phosphorylation. NCBI's taxonomy places the organism in Eukaryota, Metazoa, Chordata, Aves, Trogoniformes, Trogonidae. The transcript has 33 exons. The record is from RefSeq and is a predicted model, not a curated record.
AUGGAUAAAUAUAUUAAAGUGCGAAAGAUUGGAGAAGGAUCCUUUGGGAAAGCAAUUCUUGUAAAAUCUAAAGAAAAUGGCCAACAGUAUGUCAUCAAAGAAAUAAACAUCUCCAAGAUGUCAAACAAGGAGAGAGAAGAAUCGAGGAGGGAAGUUGCUGUCCUGGCUAACAUGAAACAUCCAAAUAUUGUCCUGUAUAGGGAGUCAUUUGAAGAAAAUGGCUGUCUCUACAUUGUGAUGGAUUACUGUGAAGGAGGAGACCUAUUUAAGAAAAUAAAUGCACAGAAAGGAAUCUUAUUUUCUGAAGAUCAGAUCCUGGAUUGGUUUGUACAAAUCUGUUUAGCACUAAAACACAUACACGACAGAAAAAUCUUGCAUCGAGACAUAAAGUCACAGAAUAUAUUUUUAACCAAAGAUGGAACAAUACAGCUGGGAGAUUUUGGGAUCGCCAGAGUUCUUAACAGUACUGCAGAGUUGGCUCGCACUUGCAUAGGAACACCAUACUAUUUGUCGCCAGAAAUAUGUCAGAACAAACCUUACAACAAUAAAAGUGAUAUCUGGGCCCUUGGUUGUGUUCUCUAUGAAAUGUGCACGCUCAAGCAUGCGUUUGAAGCUGGUAACAUGAAGAACUUGGUACUGAAGAUAAUCUCUGGACCUUUUCCUCCUGUUUCUGUGCAUUACUCCUAUGACCUACGUAAUCUGCUGUCACAGUUAUUUAAAAGGAAUCCUAGGAACAGACCAUCAGUAAACUCCAUAUUGGAGAAAAGCUUUAUAGCCAAACGGGUUGAAAAAUUUCUUACACCACAGCUUAUUGCAGAAGAAUUCAAUCACAAAAUCUUCCAGAAGUUUGGGCCACAUGCUGCACCAGCUAAAAGACCAGCUCAAGAACAGAUACUGACUUCAGUUGCACCAGCUCAGAAAAUUACCAAACCUGCUGCAAAAUACGGAGUGCCUUUAGGGAUCAGGAAGUCUUGUGAUGCACACAAAAAGCCUAAUGAGAAGAAACCAUUGGCUAAAUCUAGACAAGCAUUUCCAGCUCCAGUGAAGAAAAUGAAUCCAGGAGAAGAAAGGAGGAAAAUGUUUGAGGAACCUUCAAAAAAGAAAAGGUUAGAAUUGCCUGAAAAGGAAAAACGCCAGAGAGAUCAGGGAGACAAGAUCACUUUACUGAGGGCAGAUGAAAUGAGAAGAGUGGAAAAAGAAAGGAUGGAACGAAUAAACAGAGCCAGGGAACAAGGAUGGAGGAAUGUGCUUGGUUCAGGUGGAAGUGGUGAUGUUAAGGCACCAUAUUAUGGCGGUGGAGGUGGUGUUGGUCCUUUUCCUGUGUCUUCCAGAGGACAAUAUGAACACUACCAUGCUAUUUUUGACCAGAUGCAACAGCAAAAGGAGAACAUUAGAGUAGCUGAAGAAAGGGAAGCCAGACUGAGAGUCAAAGUACAAAACCAAGACAUUAUUGAAAGAGGAAUUCCACCUGGAGUACGUCCAGGAGUUCCUAAGGGGCCUGCAGGUCAUCACCAUUUACCUGAUGCUGGUGCAGUUAGGAAAAAAAUGAAAAGAUUGAAGGAGGUGUCUAAACAAGCCAAUACGAACAGGCAAAGAGCAUGGAUAGCUGCAGACAGAGCAAAGCAAGUUGAAGAGUUCUGGCAACGAAAGAGAGAAGCCAUGGAAAACAAAGCUCGAGCAGAGGGACACAUGGGUACACUGCAAAACGUGGCUGAUAUCUAUGGAGGCAGGUCCAUUUCUGCAAGAGGAAGGAAAUCCAGAAACAAGGAGGAAGAGGAGUACUUGGCAAGAUUAAGACAGAUCCGGCUACAAAACUUCAAUGAACGUCAACAGAUUAGAGCAAAACUUCGUGGAGAGAAGAAUGAAGCUGCCAAUUCUGAUGGUCAAGAAUCAAGCGAGGAAGCAGAACUGAAACGCAAAAAGAUAGAAGUGCAGAAGGCCCAAGCAAAUGCUCGAGCUGCAGUUCUGAAAGAACAGUUAGAGCGAAAGAGAAAGGAAGCGUAUGAAAGAGAGAGAAGAGCCUGGGAAGAACAUCUAAUAGCGAAAGGGGUAAAGAAUCCUAAUGUGCCUUUUAACGUGGGAGCUACAGAACACAGUCCUGUGCAUGGACCACAAGAGCUUGGAGCAGCUCUUCCUAAGCCACAGCUUCCAAUGAAGCCCAGUACACCCAGUACACCAGUCAUCUCCAUGACUUCUGCUUUGAAGGAAGUGGGUGUGGAAGAAAAUGUAACUGCUAUCCAUGAAGCUGAGGAGGAAAUAAAAAAGCCAGAUGUUGCAAUGCAAAAUAAAAGAGAAAUACUGAGAAGAUUAAAUCAAAAUCUUAAAGCUCAAGAAGAUGAAAAAGGGAAAAAGGAGUAUAAAGAUACCUCUGAAUCAGCUGGGUCUGAAGAUGGUAAGGAGCAACAAGGCGGCGACCAUCCACUUCUAGGAGAUCGCAAGAAAUGGGAAUCUGCAGCGUCUGAGUUGGUGGUUCCUCUAGCUCAGUUAUCAAUGGAAGAUUCUCUCUCUGGAACAGACCGUCAAACUCUGGGGGAAGUAAUUAAGUUAGAUAUUGGCGAACCUCACAGGAAAGUGUGGGGCAAAAGCCCUACUGAUUCAGUCUUGAAGAUCCUAGGAGAAGCAGAGUUGCAGCUGCAAACUGACUUACUUGAGGAACUAGACGUAGUAAAUGGUACUGGAGAAGUUCUUGAAGGAGAUCACCAGUCCUCAUCAGAGAAGGAAGAGAAAGCUUCUGCUGCUGCUGGAGCUCAGUCUUCAGUGCCAGUUGGUGUCACAGAGGCUGACGUGACUAUACCAGAAGAAUCUCAACGAGCUGGACCUACUCAGAUGCAAAGCAAACCUCUUAUGCUAGACGAGCCUGAUGAUUUGGAAGCAGAGAUGUUGGAAGAAACAGAAGAUAAAAAGCACCAGAGUAAGAACAGGAAGGAAUUUCCAAUCACUGUUAAUGAAGUGUGGGUAAAAGAGAAAGAGGAUAAGGCACAACAUUACAGAAAACCUGAGGCACCUUCUGAGAAACUAGUGCCUGAUGAGGUGCAACCACAAAGGGAAGCUCCAGAAGGAACUUGUUCCAGUGAUCCUCUGCAACCUGAACCCUUAUUCCAGAGGGUAAUACAGCCCACAGCUGUGCCAAGAGCUUCACCAGUUCUGUCGGCUCAGUCUUCACAGGAGGAGCCUUUUGUACCUCGUUCACGUUCCAUAUCACCAGCAAAAACUAAAGGCAAAAGUUCAUUGUUAAUUGGACUUUCUACAGGGCUUUUUGAUGCAAAUGACCCAAAGAUGUUAAGAACAUGUUCACUUCCAGAUCUUUAUAAACUGUACAGAACUUUAGUUGAUGUUCCCAGUGUAGCUGAUGUGCAGCAUCAACACAGUCUUGAAAUAGAUACGGAAGAUGAGCAAGCCAAAGAAGGACCCUCGGACUCUGAGGAUAUUCUGUUUGUGGAGGCAGAUACAGAUUUGCAGGAACUCCGGGCCUCAAUGGAACAAUUGCUUAGGGAGCAGCCUAGUGAGGAAUUCAGUGAAGAGGAGGAGUCUACUUUAAAGGCCAAUGUCAUUGAAUGCGUAACAAAUGGUACAGAGCUGGAUGAAGGAGAUGAAAAUAACCCCAGCAGUGAAAGUGCACUUAAUGAAGAAUGGCAGUCAGAUAAUAGUGAUGGAGAGAUUGCCAGUGAAUGUGAAGAAUGCGAUAGUAUCUUCAGCCAUUUGGAAGAGCUGAGAUACAACCUGGAGCAGGAAAUAGGCUUUGAUAAAUUCAUUGAAGUUUAUGAGAAAAUAAAGGCUAUACAUGAAGAUGAAGACGAAAAUAUUGAUAUUUGUUCAACCAUAGUUCACAAUAUUCUUGGAAACGAACACAAGCACCUGUAUGCCAAAAUCCUUCACCUAGUGAUGGCAGAUGGAGCCUACCAAGAAG